This is a messenger RNA of Myodes glareolus (Bank vole), 9088 nucleotides long. It is a transcript of the gene Znf148, whose product is annotated as zinc finger protein 148. The record is from RefSeq and is a predicted model, not a curated record. Lineage: Eukaryota; Metazoa; Chordata; Mammalia; Rodentia; Cricetidae.
CGGGUAGGAAGGAGGUGGGAUGCUUGCGGGGAGGCCUCGGGGUGCCAGGCUGUGGGCGAGGAGGCCGGCCAGACCCCAGGGCUCUCCGCCGUCUUGGUGCAGUGCUUUAUGCACCGCAGGCCUCGGUCGCCGCUACUGCCUCGGUGUGCUCUUUGGCUGCAGGGAAGGGCAGGGGCUGGAGAAAGGGGAUUGCUUGCAGGAAGCAUAGUGGGAGUGCGAAAGGGGAGAAAGGGGCCGGAGGGAAGAUACCGGAUAGGUGGAGGAAUGCCGGGGGUGGCUGUGGAGCAGUCUUGAGGAUUCUGGGGGUGUUCAUUGUGCAGAUAUAUUAGGUGUUUCUUUAUGGAAAGAAUCGAAGCGUUUCCGAGGCAAGGAAAGAAAGGCAUAGAGUAGUUUCUGAGGAUAGAAGGGAGAGCAUUUGAAGCCAGGGGAGUGCGAAAUAUUAGAGAAGGUGCAGGGAAUGCAUAAUAGCAUCGACAGAUGUAGCAUAAUUAUCAAUGCUGGCCCAAGGUCUAAAGAGUUAUUCCAGAUGGGCCAGAGUGGCCUAGUUCGGAACCUGUUUGGGCUCUUCAGUAGAUGACAUCCGGGUAGAAGAGAAGAAUCGGUGGCUUGGAAAUUGAGCCAAGUGACCUGGUGGGAUGGGUCUUUGCCUGACACAUUUUAUAGAGGAAUUGAAUGGCACAAGUGACUGAGAGGAUAUUGAGAGUUCCUAGAGCCUGUAAAAGGUAGAAACUCAACCAUGAUUUCUCUCUCAACUCAACAGCGUUCUCUUCCUUGAAGUCUUCAUUUUUACUUCAGUCUCGGGCAGUUAUACUUAAGCAUGAACAUUGACGACAAACUGGAAGGAUUGUUUCUUAAAUGUGGCGGCAUAGACGAAAUGCAGUCUUCCAGGGCAAUGGUUGUGAUGGGUGGAGUGUCUGGCCAGUCCGCUGUGUCUGGAGAACUGCAGGAGUCAGUACUCCAAGAUCGAAGUUUGCCUCACCAGGAGAUCCUUGCUGCAGAUGAAGUGUUACAAGAGAGUGAAAUGCGACAACAGGAUAUGAUAUCACAUGAUGAACUCAUGGUCCACGAGGAGACAGUAAAAAAUGACGAAGAACAGAUGGAAACCCAUGAGCGCCUUCCUCAAGGACUUCAAUAUGCACUUAACGUCCCUAUAAGUGUAAAGCAGGAAAUUACUUUUACUGAUGUAUCUGAGCAACUGAUGAGAGACAAAAAACAAGUCAGAGAGCCAGUAGACUUACAGAAAAAGAAGAAGCGGAAACAACGCUCUCCUGCAAAAAUCCUUACAAUAAAUGAGGAUGGAUCACUUGGUUUGAAAACCCCUAAAUCUCACGUUUGUGAGCACUGCAAUGCUGCCUUUAGAACGAACUAUCACUUACAGAGACAUGUCUUCAUUCAUACAGGCGAAAAACCGUUUCAAUGUAGUCAGUGUGACAUGCGUUUCAUUCAGAAGUACCUGCUUCAGAGACACGAGAAGAUCCAUACCGGUGAAAAACCAUUUCGCUGUGAUGAAUGUGGUAUGAGAUUCAUACAGAAAUAUCACAUGGAAAGGCACAAGAGAACUCACAGUGGAGAAAAGCCUUACCAGUGUGAAUACUGCUUACAGUAUUUUUCCAGAACAGAUCGUGUAUUGAAGCAUAAACGUAUGUGCCAUGAAAAUCAUGAUAAAAAACUCAACAGAUGUGCCAUCAAAGGUGGCCUUCUGACAUCAGAGGAAGAUUCUGGCUUUUCUACAUCACCAAAAGAUAAUUCACUGCCAAAAAAGAAAAGGCAAAAAACGGAGAAGAAAACAUCUGGAAUGGACAAAGAGAGUGCCCUGGACAAGUCCGACAUGAAGAAAGACAAGAACGAUUACCUGCCGCUCUACUCCUCGAGCACUAAGGUGAAGGAUGAGUACAUGGUCGCAGAGUACGCUGUGGAGAUGCCGCACUCUUCAGUGGGAGGCUCCCAUCUAGAAGAUGCGUCUGGAGAAAUACACCCACCCAAGUUGGUUCUCAAAAAAAUCAAUAGUAAGAGAAGUCUGAAGCAGCCCCUGGAGCAAAGUCAAACCAUUUCACCCCUCUCCACUUACGAAGACAGCAAGGUUUCAAAGUAUGCGUUUGAGCUUGUGGAUAAGCAGUCUUUACUGGACUCGGAAGGCAGUGCUGACAUUGAUCAAGUGGAUAACUUGCAGGAGGGGCCCAGCAAACCUGUGCACAGCAGUACCAAUUAUGACGAUGCCAUGCAGUUUCUGAAGAAGAAGCGGUAUCUUCAAGCUGCAAGUAACAGCAGCAGGGAGUACGCUCUGAAUGUGGGCACCAUAGCUUCUCAGCCUUCUGUCACCCAAGCAGCUGUGGCCAGUGUCAUCGAUGAAAGUGCCACAGCGUCCAUGUUGGAUUCCCAGGCACUGAAUGUGGAGAUUAAGAGCAAUCAUGACAAAAAUGUUAUUCCCGAUGAGGUCCUGCAGACUCUGCUGGACCAUUAUUCCCACAAAGCUAAUGGACAGCAUGAGAUUUCCUUCAGUGUUGCAGAUACUGAAGUGACUUCUAGCAUAUCAAUCAAUUCUUCUGACGUACCCGAAGUCACCCAGUCAGAGAAUGUUGGAUCAAGCUCCCAAGCAUCCUCGUCAGACAAAGCUAACAUGUUGCAGGAAUACUCCAAGUUUCUGCAGCAGGCUUUGGACAGAACUAGCCAAAACGAUGCCUAUUUGAAUAGCCCGAGCCUUAACUUUGUGACUGAUAACCAGACCCUUCCAAAUCCGCCAGCAUUCUCAUCCAUAGACAAGCAAGUCUAUGCAGCCAUGCCCAUCAAUAGCUUUCGAUCAGGAAUGAAUUCUCCACUAAGAACGACUCCAGAUAAGUCCCACUUUGGACUGAUAGUUGGUGACUCACAGCACCCGUUUCCCUUUUCAGGUGACGAGACAAACCACGCCUCUACCACAUCAACAGCAGACUUCUUGGAUCAGGUGACUUCUCAGAAGAAAGCUGAGGCUCAGCCUGUCCACCAGGCUUACCAAAUGAGUUCCUUUGAACAGCCCUUCCGUGCUCCCUAUCAUGGAUCCAGAGCUGGAAUAGCGACUCAAUUUAGCACUGCCAAUGGACAGGUGAACCUUCGGGGACCAGGGACAAGUGCUGAAUUCUCAGAGUUUCCCUUGGUGAAUGUAAAUGAUAAUAGAGCUGGGAUGACAUCCUCACCAGAUGCCACAACUGGCCAGACUUUUGGCUAAAAAAUAAAAAUAUAUAUUGUAAAUAAUACUGGCACUUUAGAACAGAUUAAUCGAGAGUGGGGUUACUCUGUGUAAAAUGGAGUGCUAUACAGAUUUAAGAGCAAUGCGUUCAUAGCAAGCUGUUAAGAAUAGCAAGAUAAUCCAAUAACUGCAUUUCGUUUGGUUAGUCCUCAUUCCUUGAACUGCCUUACGUGUUGUCACCGUUAUAGAAGCAAUGCAUUACUUGUUUUAGAUCAGAACCUUGCUAUUCACCCACACCAAGAUAAAAAGGAAAAAAAGACUUUCGCACAAUUGUUUCCUAACUGAUAACAUUGUACAUUCUUAGGAGAGUAGUAAUUGUGUGAAAUUUCCUCAUAUUGUUUCUGAGUUUUUCAGCAUAGUAUUGCACUUCAGCAGGGAAUCCGAGGAGACUUCACAGACAGUGAACUUAAAGUUUCAAUGUCAAGAGAUUAUGGCUUAAAUAAGUAGUUUGUCCUGUAGGGGGGAAUAAAAAGAAACCACCUUAAAAAAUGACAUGCCAUAUACCCUUGAUCUUCAUUUUGCAUUAUAUUGACAUGUGUUUUUUUUAAGAAAAAAAAAGUAAUAAAAAUCUGAUAGUCUAAGACUCCACUAUUUAAAAGCCUAAUUACUUUUAAAGUAUGCAUACUUCAGAACUUUUACCAAACCCAGCUGUCGGAGCGGUCACUUCUCGUGGAAGUGUGCAUAUCAGUGUCAGUUUCUUUGUACAGCUACACUUAGAUAUUUUUUAUGAUUUUUUUUCAUGUGCAAGUAUCAAAGUUUGAAGUUUUAGUAAAAAAGAAAUAUUCUGUAGAUUACAUUCCCAAGAAAAUAAUGCUUACACAAAAUGUAUAUUCCACGUUUGAAAGCUGAGAUGUAUCUUCCUUUACACACUUCAGUUGACAUAGAGCACUUAGAAUUAAUCUGGUAUUUUUGAUUUCUCAAAGUUAAAAACUAGAUUUUUUAGGUUUGAUAUGGUUGUGUCAUAAUCAUCUCGUAAUUGACAAUUUUGUUUUUUGGCAAUAAAAGGAAGUUGGGAUAUCUUUGGACUGUAAAACCUGGUUUAAUUCUUCUCUUUCUGGACUCUUGAUAGAUUGGAUAAUUAAACAGUAUCCCAAGAAACUAAAGCAAUGGGCAUUUUAAUUGCUUACUUAAGUUACUUUUAAGUGAAUACUGCUCAUGACAGUUUUACAAGCGGAAGUGCUUACUGAUUCCAGUAACUACAAUUUCUUUUUCAGCUAGACAAGUGAUCGGAAAUUUUUUGUUGCAUUUCAAAAUCUAAAUAAACUACAGACUUUAUCCUUAUACCACGAAUGUUUUUUUUAAUAUAUGUAUACUUUGUCUUAAAAUAAUACAGCAUGGUACAAUAAAUAGUGCUUUUAUAUACAUAAAUAUAUAUAUAUAUACACUUUAAUGAAGAAUGAUGGUUUGAGUUAUACAUUGGACAGGUUUAAUUUUUGGAGACUUAACAUUAGUUACACUGACUCAGCUCUCCUCUUUUAUCUGUUCCACCUUUUUGGGUUUUGUACUUAAGUUUCUGCCAUCUUUAUCACAGUGCACCAGUGGUAACCUGAAACUAGUACCCUUGGGAGGUGAAGCUUUCUGUAACUUCCAUUUUGACUUUGCUGUUGACCCUGUAGAUCUGCGUGCUUUGUUUGAGUGUUGAGUAUGUUAUCCAUUUAAAUUAUUUUUCUUUUAUUUAAUGCUAUCCCAAGACUGUUCUCAUAAAGAAAGGGAACAAAGACAUACCCUCCCCCAGUACCCUUCACUUACACUCAUUUAGUUUUUUAAUAUGUUGGUAUUUUUAUGACAAGGAAUAUAAGUUAUGUGUAAUGUGGCUUCCUCUACACUUUGUUAUGAAACUUGGCUUGAAAUCAUAGUUUUCCCAUUUGACAGCUUUGCUGUCAGAUCUUCAAGAACUUUAAGACUUCUUUGAAGUACCUAUUUUAAGUUCUGCCAUUAUUGAUCCGAAGACUGAUGUGUGUUUAUGGCACAUCCUGUAUCUGCAGGCAUGCUUCACGAGAUGAGGUGUUAUGGGACCGUGUUCACCCUCAAUGGGCGUUUGCAUUUUCUCAUAGUACUUUUGAUAAGAGUAGACAUAUAUUUCCCAAGUUGAGCCUGAUUUAAAAAAAAAAAAGUUCCGCUGAGAACUUGAUGUGUUUCUUGUACAGUGUAAGGGUUUCCUUUGUAACAUAACAUCACCAGCACAGGGUUAAGAAUGUGACAGUUACUGAGUGGUUCAGGUAAGCUUAGGAAGAAAAGCCUUUGAAAGUGGAAGUUCUGUAAACAGAAUUUCAGGCGUUGCAUUCCUGUCUUAAACACAUUUCUUUACAUCUACACGAUGGCAGACUUUCCUACCAGGUUAGAAGCAUUUGAGAUAACCGAUAGCCAGCAUAUUUAUUGACUUACCGUUUAAGUACAGUCAGCACUCUUACUGUGAAGUCCCAAAUGCCUCCCAGGCUCAGCUUGUUUCUUCAGCGUGCGAGAAGCAUCUCAAAAGUUUGUGUUUCUCCACUUCGGCUCAGAAAGUUCUGGGCAUUAGAGGAAGGCAGUGGCCUUGUGUGCUGCUUUAGAGGGAUCCCUGUCAGCUCACACUUCUCAUCUCUCUCAGUGAGCAAAUUUGUCUAGAGGAGUGGCUCCUGGCGCCCCUCAGCUUUUGCUCGCCUUGAGCCUGUUGCUUUCUCUCACAGGUCAUUCCUGGGCUGGGCUGGGCUUGGGAGACCUCCCACUAGACACGGCAGGAGCUCUCCAGCACCUGAAAGCAUUGCUUUUUGAACUUCGGUUCUUACUGCAUAUGUAUUUCAUUGGGUUUGGAGUAGCUGAGUGGCUCCUACUUUUUUGUUUGUUUGUUUGUGUUUUGGAUCUACAGUGUGCAUGUGCUACCUAGUCAGGUAGGAAUCCACCACCUUAGCUCUGACUCAGGGUGCCAGCAAUGGGUCAUUUUAUCUCCUGAGAGGUAGAAAAGGCCUUGUGCUCAGGGCAAGCUUUCAUUCCCACAGAUGAGAAACACUUGCAAAGUGCCAGUGAAGUUAGAUCUUUUGCCACUCUUUGACUUCAUUAAUUUGGGUUUUUUAAAGGGCUGUUUUAAAAAAAAUACAAAGAGGCCGGGAAGCUUUGCGUAGGCACGCUGUACUGCACUCCCUAGGGUCUGAAACGAGCGCUCGUCCUUUUCCAGUCUGUUUACUUGAAGAAGCACUAUUAUAAUCAGUGAGAAUUUAUUUGAGUCUGCAAUUUAAUUUAAACCUUUUCCGUUUCAAAUUGCUUUAUUUCAGGGAAAUAAUUUUCCAGUUGUUUUUGCUAUAUUCUGCAAAUAAAAACCGUGUGUUUCCUUUUUCCACCUAAACUUUGGUAGGAAACAAACUAAAGCAGACAAACAUUUCUUGUUGUGUUUGUUGCUUUCUUUAAUCCAAUGGAUAAAAAAAGUAAAACCCUGUAAACAUUAUUUUAUUUUUUUAUGCAAUACCAUGCUGUAAAUAUGGUUCAUCGAGUAAGGAUGUACCUAUGAUUGAAUCUUUAAUUCUGCACAGUUAGAGUUUAUAUAUAAACGUGUCUUGACAAUCAAGGACUUUGAUGUGAGUCUUCCUUUAUGAUGUUUAUUAAUGUUAUGCAUUCCAUUUGUUUGACGUGAGUACCAAUGUGCUAAUUUGUAUUGUCUGAAAGUAUGUAAUGUUUUUACAGCUUGUUUUUAAGACUCUGUAAAUAUGUACAGACCAAUCACAGUACGGCUUUAUGUUAGAAGGCGUGUGAUGUUGUACUGUAUGUAAGCAAUAACACAGCAGUGCUAACUUCCAAGUAGCAUCAGGAACGUUCUAUUGCAACAUUUCAGAGCUAUUAGUUAUCCUUAUUUCAUUUAAUAAUGAUUAUCUUUAAUCAGUUUUUAUAAGCAAAUUCCAUUGUUCCUUCUGUUGGAACGUAACACUGUUUACACAGCCUAAUUGACGUUGCAGGGGAGACAGGCUAGACCUGGCUUCGUCUGCUCUCACUCUGUCUAAGCAUUGAAUGGCCUUACCACUCUUGAGCAAAGAUGGAGAAAGACCGCAGAACUUAGUGCCCAUCACACUGAAGGAAGGGAUGUGUUUUUUUUUCCUGCUUCUGUACCGCUACCUAACUUCGUGGUUUGCUUUGGAUUUUAAUAUGUGUUUCUGUUUUAGAUUCAAGCCCAUAAGUGUUCAGGUAACUUCAGUUCAAUUGUGAAGUUGAUAAAAUUCUUCAUACUUCAUAGUUACAUUUCAGUGAUUCUAAACUUUCUACUUUGAUUUUUAGAUACUUAUUUUUCAAGCUUGAUUUCUCAGCUGACCAGAUGAAUUUACUCAACUUCAAUACAAAGAAAGACAAACUUAUAGCUUGAAGUGAGUAGAUACUAUACUGUACAGAACAGCUCUCUGAACACCGUCACUGCUUUAGAAAUGAAGCCGCCAAUUUAUAAAUGAUUAUGACCUACAUUUUAUAGGGAAACGUUUUUAAUGCUAGUCAUUUAUAUAAUGUGCUUUGAAGGAUUUGCUAGUCCACUCCUGUCACUUUUUAGUACACUGGUACCUUUUCUAUGUAAUGUAUGCUUUUUAUUAUUGUAGCAAAGCAUUUCAGUAGAAAGAAUUUUGCAACAAUAUGGGGGAAAUUUUUCAUUGUCGGGUUUGAAUUAUACUGGAUUUUAUCUGUCUAGUCUUACUUGUCUUUAUUUUAAUGCUGUCUGGAAGGGACCUUGGUACCCAAAUAAAGCAGGUUAACCUCAUUGCUUCAAGGGCAUACUGUGUAGUGCUGAGUUUCACCUGGAAAUCUGAUGACUUUGAAAAGAAAAACACAUUUAUAAAAAUUGUACAGAAGAAAUUAAAUGUGUGAUGGAAAUCCUGAUGGUGGAGCACGUUGAAUUUUCUGAGAACAUAGUGUUAUUUUCCUGGAAUCCCUUAUGCCUUCUUUGUAUUCCAACCAAUAAAAGAAAACUUUGUCAUUGAAAGUGGUAGGCUGAUAGGAUAUUCUGAUUAUACAGUAUUACUUUCUCCUGUCUUAUUUUCUGACCCCUUCUCAAUCAAUCACUGUAAAUUUUUAUUUUCUACUUCCUAUUGCUAAUUAAACAUGUAUAUAAUGUAGAGGCCGUUGUAUAGAAUUGAGUGAAUUGGGUUGCUAUGCUUGAUUGGGUAGCUACAUGGAAAUAUUUGAUGGAUACUGAGAAGUCCUAAGAUGCCAGAGUAAAUUUACACGGGAAAGGGAAGGCCACAGCAGAUGGCUCCUGCCACCCCUAAGGGGUCGGUGGGAGAAUCAUCUGCAAAUUAUCAGAUACAAAGUGGGGCUUUUCUUCCCUUUCCCCAAAACCGUGAGCACUAGAUUUCAAAGUCUACUCAGGUGAAAUCGCUUCACAGUGAAACUUAACCACAUUGAAAUUUUCACUGUUAAAUACUAUAUUUGUGAUAUUUUUAAAUACAAACUUUUACACUGCAGUCUGCAGCCUAACCAUUGAAAUUUAGCCAAGAUAUUUUAAAAAUAUAAUUGUCCUCCAUGUAUAAUUGUUUUUAAACAAUUGGGAGGAUUUUUUGUUGAAAGAUUUUUUUAUUGUCAUUGUAAAAAACAAAAUAACCAUCUUGCUUGACCCCCACAUUAUACCAUGAGUGAAUCACUGAGCCAUUCAAACACAGUGGUGGCUUGUUUCAUGCCUGGUCAUGAGACAUGAACUGACAUUGCGAAGUCUGAUGAGUUCCUAGCCUUUGGCACUGUCGUCAUAGAGUUCCCCUCGCCUCUUGGAGUUUAUGAUGCUGUUUUAUGUAUUGUGAUACUAAAGGAAGCUGUUUUACUUUAUUUUCAAUUGAAUUAUUAGAUUAACUUAUAUUUGCAAAUUCUGCAUUUUAAAUGUGGACACUUGGCUGUUUGAAAAUAAAAUACAGAAUACAGUUUUAUGAA